This is a messenger RNA of Triticum aestivum (bread wheat), 1063 nucleotides long. Its product is annotated as MADS-box transcription factor 16-like. Lineage: Eukaryota; Viridiplantae; Streptophyta; Magnoliopsida; Poales; Poaceae. The transcript is spliced from 7 exons. The record is from RefSeq and is a predicted model, not a curated record. Gene Ontology annotation, biological process: positive regulation of transcription by RNA polymerase II. Gene Ontology annotation, molecular function: RNA polymerase II transcription regulatory region sequence-specific DNA binding; DNA-binding transcription factor activity; protein dimerization activity. Gene Ontology annotation, cellular component: nucleus. Bases 203 to 922 code for a protein of 239 amino acids.
CAGAGUCACAGACACAGAGUACACAGUACACUCACACCACCACUCUCCUCUACCAAACCCAGACAGCUGAAGAAGAAGAAGCAGCUAGCCGGCCGAUCUCAUUCUUCCUCCCCGUCGUACGUUGCGUCGGUCGACCUCGCCCAGCUAGCCCGCGCGCGGCGACCUGUGCGCGCGCGCGCGGUUGCUGGAUCGGUCGGUCGAGAUGGGGCGGCUGGGGAAGUUCGAGAUAAAGCGGAUCGAGGACGCGACCAGCAGGCAGGUGAGCUACUCCAAGCGGCGGUCGGGGAUCAUGAAGAAGGCGCGGGAGCUCGCCGUGCUCUGCGACGCCCAGGUCGCCAUCGUCAUGCUCUCCUCCACCGGCAAGCACCACCACUUCUGCAGCGACGGCGCCGACAUCAAAGGGAUCUUCGACCGCUACCAGCAGGCCACCGGGACCAGCCUGUGGACCGAGCAGUAUGAGAAUAUGCAGCGCACCCUGAGCCGGCUCAAGAGCAUCAAUCGGAACCUGCGCACGGAGAUCAGGCAAAGGAUGGGUGAAGAUCUGGACGCGCUGGAGUUCAAGGAGCUGCGCGGGCUCGAGCAAAAUGUCGGCGCCGCUCUCGAGGUGGUUCGCCAGAGGAAGUAUCAUGUGAUCACCAGGCAGACUGAAAUCUACAAGAAGAAGGUGAAGCACUCCGAGGAGGUAUACAAGAAACUGCAGCAGGAGCUGAGCAUGCGCGAGGACCCCGCGUUCGGGUUCAUGGACAACCGGGCGUUCGGGUUCAUGGACAAUCCGGUGAUGGGCGGGUGGGACGGCGUGGCGGCAGUGGAGAUGGGCGGCGGCGGCUCGGAGGCGGAUAUGUACGCCUUCCACGCGGUGUCCAGCCAGCUCGAUCUGCACGGCAUGGCCUACGGCCGCUCAGACUGCCCGCUCUUCGGUUAAUCGGUCAUGUCGGUCGAUCUUGGCUUAUAUCAAGUGACCGAUCGUGUAAUAACUAGUACUACAACAAAAGAAAAUCUGUGUGUUUCGAGUUUUGGUUUGAAAACUUUGGAGAUUGUAGAAACAUGUUGUGUGAACAUUGAA